This is a messenger RNA of Hymenoscyphus albidus, 1792 nucleotides long. The record is from the annotation of a GenBank genome assembly. Lineage: Eukaryota; Fungi; Ascomycota; Leotiomycetes; Helotiales; Helotiaceae.
CGUCAAAACUAGCAAGUAUUCCCAUCCUCACCAAACUCCCCAAUAACCCCAUCAAACCCCUCCUCCAACCUCCUCCCAAACACCAAAAAAAAACCCCCCCCCAAAUCAAAAUUUUCAACCCCUCCAAAAACACGUGCACCAAGUCACCUCCCAGCCCCGACAAGCAACAAGCAACACCGCAGAACCAGCACACCCUCCCCCUCACGCCACGAAAAAGGCUAACCAGAACGCUCCCUAAAACAUACCAGUAAAACGUAAAAACAUAAUAAAUUGAGAAAAUAUCAGUUCUUACGAAAGGGGUAUUUACAUUUAAGAAAAGGCGAUGGAUUUCCAGGAGGCCGAGUCGCUGGAUCAUCAUGUCGAGGGCGACGAACAAGACGAAGGAAUGUCUCCUCACUCGACUGAUGGCCAGAAAUCGAAACUGCAGCUGCCGUUGAGUUGUGAUCCGCCUGGGCCGGGGAAUCGGGUUAAGCAGUUGGUUUGGAUUGUAAGUUUUUUUUUUGUAUUCUUACGCUCACUUGCUGUACGCUGUACUUUUUUGCUUGUAUGAAGGGGAGGAGGGGGCUGAUGAGAUGGGUCUUUUCAUGUUCGUGGUGGUUUAAUGAGUGCCCCUCAUCCGUCCGAAUGAAUCUCAAAUAUAAGAAAUGAUAGAUAUAUAUCUUCAACUAACUUCCCCCCAGAUCUUCGGCUCAACAGGCCACAUGGGCAGCUCCCUAGUGCGCUCCUGUCUCGGCCAAGGCGACCUCGUCGUCGCCGUAGGCCGGGUCUUCGAGAACAGCCUCGAAUCGAUGCAAGACUGGCACCCCAACAGCCACGGGCUACUCUGCGACGUGCGGUCACGCGAGAGCGUGCAAGAAGUACUCGAAGGCGCGAUCCAGCACUUCGGGCACGUCGACAUCAUCGCCAACUGCUCGGGGUACGGCGUCAUCGGCGCGUGCGAAGACCAGGACGAUCACGAGCUGCGUAACCAGUUCGAGACAAACUUCAUGGGCACGCUGCAUAUUAUCCAGCUCUCGCUCCCCUAUUUUAGGGAGCAGGGUGCGGGGAGGUAUCUCAUUUUCAGUUCCACCAGUGGUGCGCUGGGUGUCCCUGGAUUGGGUCCGUAUUGUGCGACCAAGUAUGCGGUAGAAGGCCUCAUUGAAGCAAUGCUCUACGAAAUAGACUCCUUCAACAUCAAAGCCACACUCGUGGAACCCGGGCUCGUCCGGCGCGACGAACCAGAGUGGGAGAAGAGCCCACUUCCCACAUGGGGACAUUUCCUGAUCAAACCCGCCAGUGAACCGUAUUCGCAGGCGAAUUCUCCAGCGCUGCAUGCGAAAAGAAUGGUUCAGUGGUUGGGGGAUAAGCAGCCGACGAGUGUGGUGAAAUGUGCGGAUCUGGUUUGGCAGUUGGGUCAUUGUUCGUAUCCUCCUUUGCGUUUGCUGUUGGGGAGUUAUGCUAUUGAGAGUAUAAGGGAUCGUCUGAGGUCCAUUAUUGAGGAGUUGGAGGAUUGGAAGCACUUGCAUUUUCCUGUCUCGCCUGAUGCGCAACUUGAAGAUGAGAAGGAUGAAGAAGCUGAGGAAGGGGGGAGGAGAGAUAGUGAUGCGAAGAUGGAUUAAAGUGGCAUGUUCGCUUCAUGUAAUUGUAUCAGAGGCUCCCGUUUUAAGGGGGUUGGUGGGAGAGGGGUUUGAAAGCCUGGAGAUUUGAUGUUGUUGGAGAUUGAUUUCUGGGUAUAAAAACGGGAAGUGACGAAGUUUGUAUACAAUAAUAAGUUGAAGUAGAUAUCAAAGAAAUCGACAGGCGUAAAUACCCG